AUUGGCUAUAAAAGGACCAGCGAAGUUCAUGUAACUGAGUGACAUUCUUUUAAAAAAUAUUGCUGCUGUUAGGGAGAGGGUGAAAUUAAUGAGCAUUAUAAUGAGAAAUUUGUUGAUUAUCAUACUAAUCUUUUGUGUAAAUCUCAAUUGGGUUUGUACUGAGGGAGCUCAAGAAAGAGAGAGUGGAAAAGUGGAUUAUCACACAGUUCAACUCAGCUCAUCAACAGUUUGUUGCUCAGGAUCUAAUACCAAGGGGUCGCUGCACGUAGUGGACAAGCAUGUCGUGCGCUCGCCUCUUAGGAGAAGCAAAGUUACGAGACUCGACCUUGACAACAUCGUCAGGCACGAUCGAGCACGCUUAGACUAUAUCCACUCUAGACUGUCAAAUAAUUUCGCUGAUCGACCUAGGCAAACCGAAUCUAAAGAUAUACCGGUCAAGGACGUGAGUAAGAGCAAGAGCAAGCUCGGUUGUGGGAGCUACAUCGAGACUAUCGGAAAUGGAAACACCUAAACACGAUCAUGUAGCUACUUUCAUGACGGGGAAGCUUCACGUACGUGAUAUGUUUAAGAAUCCCAAUUAUAGUGAAUUGCAUUUGUUAUAAUAUACGCAUAUCCUAGUCUGUUUGAUUACUAUACUCGAAUUGCAUGCAGUUGUUAUUUGAACAUUGUUUGUUUUUUUCUUUAAUUGGAAACA
Messenger RNA from Eruca vesicaria subsp. sativa (arugula), 694 nucleotides. The record is from the annotation of a GenBank genome assembly. NCBI's taxonomy places the organism in Eukaryota, Viridiplantae, Streptophyta, Magnoliopsida, Brassicales, Brassicaceae.